Paramacrobiotus metropolitanus is the source of this 1719-nucleotide messenger RNA. Its product is annotated as kelch-like protein 12. Lineage: Eukaryota; Metazoa; Tardigrada; Eutardigrada; Parachela; Macrobiotidae. Gene Ontology annotation, molecular function: protein binding. The transcript has 6 exons. The coding region runs from base 1 to 1719 and encodes 572 amino acids. The record is from RefSeq and is a predicted model, not a curated record.
AUGUCGAAUCCCAGCAGCUCCGCAGAUCAUCCUCCUCACCGUUGUCUGGUUGAGCUUCUGCGCGGACUGCGCGAACAGCAGUCAAUGGGGACCUUGUGCGAUGUGGUCGUGAAGGGCUGCGAAGAAUCCGCGCUGGGCAUUCCCUGCCACCGCAACGUCCUCAGCGUGCACAGCGCCUACUUUCGGACCGUCUUCACGCAGGACUGGAAAGACUCAUCUGAGCCUGUGUUCCAGCUGCGCAACAUCGAUAGUCGCACGUUGAACCAGUUGGUCAAAUACGCCUACACCUUGAUUGUGGACCUGAACGACAACAACGUGGAGCGCAUCGUGAUUGCCGCGCAGUUCCUGCAGAUGGGUUCGCUAGAGUUGCUGUGCUGGGACUACGUCGAGCAACACAUGCGCGUGUCCAACUACCUGGCCGUUCACACUCUAGCCUCCAACCACCACCAUCCUCGUCUGGCCGCGGCAGCGCUGGAAUUAACCCUUCUCCACUUCCUGCCGGUGGCAGAGAGCCAAGAUUUUUUAGAGCUGGACGCGCAACAGCUGAUUGCACUGCUCGCAUCGGAUAACGUGGACGUCUUCAGUGAAGAUCAGGUGUUGCAAGCGGUGCUGCGCUGGUUAGAUCACGACCGUUCGGAACGCUUGGAUGACGCAGCCGCCAUCUUGCAGACGAUCCGUGUGGCCUUCCUGAGCGAGCAGUGUCGACAGGAUUACUCGAUGAUCCUCACCAGCGCACUGAAGGUUUCGCCACCCUGCCCGAGUCAGACAACCGGUGAGACGACGCCGAAUACCAGCCCCCGGGCUUCUUACGGAGCGCGGGAAGUGAUCCUGUGCCUGGGCGGCACCUGUCAGGAUCCGGUCGGCAGCGAGGAAGCGUCCGUGGACGUCUUCUGCCCGUCGAUCCCGGCCGUGUGGCGCGUGAUGGAUCUGCGAAUACUCGUGGAGUGCUGCUCGGCGGCGCUGCUGGAUCCCGGUUGCAUCCUGAUCAACAGCAUGCACUGCGUCGGCCGCGUGCGGCGCAACAGCCGCUACACGGGCUUGCGCCACGAAUGGCGCGAGACGGCCCAAGUCUCGACACUACGCCAGGCCGGAGCGCUGGCGUCCCUGAAUGGGCGCGUCUACGCGGCCGGCGGUUUUGAUCCGUAUGGUGUGGAAGGAUCGGAAGCAGCCCUGUCCUCCGUGGAGACGUACGAUCCCGUGAGCGACUCCUGGAGCGCCGUCGCCGCGCUGCCCGUUGGAUUGAGCGACUUGGCGAUGGUGGCCUGUGAGGGUCGACUGUACGCUUUCGGCGGGUACAACGCGGCGGGGGUGUCCAACGCUGUGUUCUCCUACGAUCCCGCAGCGAAUGCCUGGAGCCGACUGGCCGACAUGCCCACUGGACGCAGUGGUUGUCGUGCCUGUGUGGCGCCCAGCGGUUUGAUUUAUGUUACCGGUGGCGAAACGGGGGAUGCGGCACUGCGUGUGCACGUGGAAGCGUACGAUCGUGUUACCGAUCGGUGGCACAAGAAAGGAGAUAUGCUGGAGGAACGCACGGAUCACGAAUGUGUCUGCGUGGGUGGGAGGCUGUACGUCAUGGGAGGGUUCGUUGCUGCAGGGAUGUACCAGGACAGCAUCGAGGUGUACGAUGAAGCGACGGAUAGCUGGGCGCUGCACGAAUGCCGUUUGCCGCAGGCCAAGUCGAUGUUUGGCUGCGUGGUGAUGAAACUCAAACGGGAGUGA